GUUUUGGUGCCCUGCCUUUGCCAGGCAAUGUUGGUUCGGUCGAUUCUCCAGGUCGGCCACGUAGGGCAGGGCGUGCUCGCGCCCCAGCACGUGGAUAUAAAGAUGGACGCGAUAGGCUUCUUAACUUACCUUCGUUUGCUGCGACUUUACGGGCACGGAGUGACUGUGCUCAUUGUGGUGCUGCAAGAUUACAGUUCGAACCGCCAAAAUUUUGAUGUGGCGAAGGUGGGGUGGCAUCAGAGGAUAGCAAAAAUAGGUGUGAGGAGUCCCGCAAGGCCGAACCAACGAUGUGCCUCUGUUCGUUCAGUUGCUCCGGCUGGUGCAAUGAAUGCUGAUGACUUGUUGUUUCGUGAAGAGACUGCUGCCUCUGCAAAAGUCGACGACCAACGCUUUGUGUCUGCAAGGGAAUAUUAUUGUUAUAAGCUGCAGGGGCGUAAUUGUGAUGAUUCUUUUUUGUUACACUUUGGAAGGUUGUUUCAGCAAUAUAUAGUUGACAUUUAUGUUAAAAUAGAAACACAAAGAUUGGAUUUUUAUAAGACGCAACAAAUAGAAAUAAGGAAUGAGGUCCUCCAAGGAGUUCAAGAUUCUUUGGCUGCUGGUGAAACAGAUGCAG
This is a messenger RNA of Striga hermonthica, 613 nucleotides long. The record is from the annotation of a GenBank genome assembly. Lineage: Eukaryota; Viridiplantae; Streptophyta; Magnoliopsida; Lamiales; Orobanchaceae.